AUGAAGGCACUGUCCCGCAGCUACGUUUAUUGGCCAUCGCUCGAUAGCGAGAUUGCCGAUUACGUGAAGGCGUGUUCACCAUGCGCCUUGACAGCAAAGUUUCCAGCAGCAGCGACCCCUGUGCCCUGGCCCAAGCCUACACAUCCUUGGCAACGUGUUCAUGUGGACUACGCCGGUCCUAUCGACGGCGACUACUAUCUUCUCGCCGUGGAUUCAUUUUCGAAAUGGCCGGAAGUCAUCCGUACACGUCGCAUCACGGCGUCUGCAACGAUCAGCAUCCUUCGCAGUAUCUUUGCGCGCCUGGGGAUGCCGGAAACGUUGGUGUCAGAUAAUGGCACCCGAUUCACAAGCUCGGAAUUCGCUCAGUUCUGCAAGACGAAUGGAAUCGACCACGUAACAACUGCACCGUUUCACCCACAAUCAAACGGCCAAGAGGGGAGAAGUUCGACCGAUGAAGCCUUGGAUACGUUCUUGCUGGCCUACCGAAGCACACCUAACCGGUCAGCGCCAGAAGGUCUAUGCUCGUCGGAGAUCAUGUUCGGACGACGUUUACGCACCUGUCUCGAACUGCUACGUCCAUCACCAGAACGUCCACCGCCGGAAUUGUCACCGGUCGACCUGAAGAAGUCCAGUAUGAGGUCCUUCAGUCAAAGUGAUCUCGUCUACGCCAAGAUCUACACCAAGAACACCUGGAACUGGGUUCCUGGAACGGUUAUCGAAAAAGUUGGACGAGUGAUGUACAACGUGUUGACCGAUAGUCGUCGCUUAGUCCGAUCGCACCUGAACCAGCUGAGGAGUAGAACGUCAGUCUGCUCGAAUCAAGGUCCUGGAUCCAGCCAGUCAUCGAACCAUAAGCAACUUCCUCUGCAAGCUCUAUUCGAUACGUGGAAUCCAGCAACUACGACUGCAAGCGACAUUAUUCGAACGCCAACGUUGUCUCCACCUACUAGUCCGGCAACCAGUACGGACAUGUCGUCAUCGUCCUCGUCUUCGAGUACCACAUCUUCCAGCUUCGAAUCGGCUGCUGCAAGCACACCAACGGUGCAGCCAAAAGUACAGCUAUCAAGGCGUUCUUCAAGACUUAGAAGACCGCCCCAGAGGUUCAACCUGUAUCAUCGGUUCUAG
Molecule: messenger RNA, 1125 nt
Organism: Ochlerotatus camptorhynchus
Lineage: Eukaryota; Metazoa; Arthropoda; Insecta; Diptera; Culicidae
Exons: 1
Coding region: 1-1125 (374 amino acids)
Biological process (GO): DNA integration
Molecular function (GO): nucleic acid binding
Source: RefSeq, a predicted model, not a curated record